AUGGGCCAAUCCUUAUCUGUUGUCAACUCCUUCAUAUUUCCGGCACCACCGCCAUCGUACACCUCACAAUUAUACGAACUUAUAUGGAUUCCAAAAAGGUUCGGAUACGAUCCUGACGGUAGUAGGAAGGCAACACCUGGAUCUUUCCCAGUACUCUAUUUACCUUCACCAGUGCCCUCAAACGUCGUAUUAAUCUAUCUACAUGGAAAUUCCUGUGACAUCGGACAGGUAAAGCCUGAACUAAGGCUAAUCAGCCAUGAAAUUAAUGCUUCAGUCAUCGCAGUCGAAUACCCAGGAUAUGGAGUAUCACCAGAAGUGACUGUAGCGAACGGAGAGCUCAUCAACUGCCGUGUGAGGGCAACAUUUAACUUCCUUACCUCAUUAGGCGUUGACCAGAAAUCGAUCGUUUUUUUCGGUAGGUCCAUUGGAACAGGUCCGGCAGCUGCUUUGGCGGCGGAAUUCAAGAAACGGGGAAUCCAAUGUGGAGGGGUAAUACUCCAGUCGCCAUACAUAUCAAUACACCGGAUCAUUGAGGAGUACUUCGCAUUGGGAACAUGGCUAGUGAGCAAUUUCUGGGAUACGGAAAAGGCGUUAAACGAAAUGGGACCAACAACACCGUUGCUCAUUAUACAUGGACUAGCAGAUGAAAUUGUACCGGUAUACCAUGGGCAAGCGCUUUACGAGUCAUACCAAAGUGAGCUUAAAAUGGCAGAUUUUCAACCAAAUUCGAAACACAACAUGUACUCCAUUAUUGACGACCUAUGCCUACCUAUUUCAAAGUUUCUCAACAACCUCAGCUUGUCAAAAGAUAUGCCGCCUGUUAACCUGAAACUACCACAAUGGUGCCUGUACAGCUGCCACAAACUAGUCAGUGGGCAAACCAUCAUGGAACGCAGCAGGAACACUGGAUUCAAACAAACACAUAUGAAACAAGUGAUGUCUGCUAGGGGAGAUGACCGAUCUGCGAGACGUGUAUUUUCAAGAAACUACUCAAUGAACGACGGUGCCUAUGUUGUAUGUAAGAACCCAGACUCCGCAAGACGAAGCACACCAGCCACCGAAUCGCCAAGAGAUAUGAAACCACAACCAUCUGUAGUUACUGACGACUGUGCAUCGAAGGGUUCACAGAGGGAGGUCAAACGUACAGUAUCUAAGACAAGCUUCCAGUCGUCGCUACAUGAACUAUGCGAAAACAACGUCAUUACAACCGACGACAUCUCUGUUAUCGUAAACGAUGCUAUAGAGAGGGCGUCCAACUUGUAG
This is a messenger RNA of Babesia sp. Xinjiang, 1263 nucleotides long. RefSeq names its product Alpha/beta hydrolase domain-containing protein 17C. Gene Ontology annotation, cellular component: membrane. NCBI's taxonomy places the organism in Eukaryota, Apicomplexa, Aconoidasida, Piroplasmida, Babesiidae. Gene Ontology annotation, molecular function: palmitoyl-(protein) hydrolase activity. The transcript is spliced from 3 exons. The coding region runs from base 1 to 1263 and encodes 420 amino acids. The record is from RefSeq and is a predicted model, not a curated record.